UUGACUCGAGCCUGAAGCAACGAAGAUAACUCGACAGACAAAGACCCAGGAAAGCAAAACGAAUUCAAAAAGUCAAAAUACUGGGUCCAUACACUUAGGCCGAAAACCAAUAUACGGAAGAAGAAGAAAAAGGUUCUGGGUUUCCAUGGAACUUCUGAAAUCUUUGGUCCAUCACAUUAGGCUUCUCUUCAGUAAUGAACAGACAGAGAAAAAUGGUACAGUGAUGGGCCUUUUUGAAAUAACCUCCAAAUAUCAUGUUAACGCAAAAUGUGGAAAGCAAUUAUAUGUCCACACUUAUCAUGUAAGCGAUAUUGGAUUAUUUUUCUCCGUCUCAGGAAGUACAACGUAUCCCAUAGUUCUUAACGAUUACUUUUUGACCUGGGACAUGACUUUAACCUAUUCUGAUAAUUGCUUAGAAGUGUGUCUUAACCCGAAGCACAAAUUCAAUUGUUUAAAGCAUGAUGGAUAUGUCUAUUCAUCAUGGUGCACGAUAUGCACUUCAAAAUUUCCAUAUAUACGUUAUAUUUUAACUAUAUCAUAUCGUAGCCCUGGCGAUCGCGAUAAUUGGACCAAAAAGGUUGAUUCGAAAUAUUGGUUGCCUCGUAGUGCAAAGUUUCAAAGGUCUGUGGGAAAAUGUAAAAUGCAAUUCACAGAACACGAGAAGUCUGACGCACUUUCGGUAACUUGUCAGUUUUAUGUGAUAGAAGGAGUAAGUUCUGUGUAUCAAGAAAGAGAUGCAUUUGAAAAACCCUCGUCACACUUCAGUAGCAUCUUCAAGUCUCUUUGGGAGAACAGACACUUCGGUGACGUGACUCUGAUAGUUUCGAACAACCAAUUUUGUGCGCACAAGGCUGUACUUGCUGCGAGUAGUCCAGUUUUCCAAAGGAUGUUUGAGAGCGAGAUGCUAGGGGGAACUGAAAGUACAGUAGAAAUAACCGACGUGGAAGAUACUUUAGUUGAGUUAAUGCUCAAAUUCCUUUAUCUUGGACCCGUCGAAGAAGUGAGAAAUAAAGCUCAUGAGCUAGUAUAUCUAGCUGAUAAGUACGAUAUUACAACUAUGAGGGAAAUGUGUCUAAAUGUUUUGCGUAGAAAAUUGACUCUGGAAAACUCGGUGAAUACUUUAAUCCUUGCUGAUAGACACAAUUUACAAUUAUUGAGAUCCUCAACUAUUCGAUACAUUGUCAAGAAUGUUAAAGUAAUUAGAAAUAGAACAGAUUUCCCGCUAUUAAAGGCAUAUCCUAAUUUACUCUAUGAGAUUCUGUGUGAAAUUAGUGAAUCGGUUACCAUGAAAGAUGCGGAAGGACGUUAUUUGAAAAAUGAAAAUUUGCUCAAAAAUGCUGCAUAGCAUGUGUAUACCUAUCGUGUAUUUUGUAACAUUCUGUUCAUGUUUUGAAAUUCUUUACAGCGAGAUUAUAUUUUUAUGCAUUUCAUAAUGCAAUGGUUAGAUUUUUGUAAGCUUUAAUAGAUUUUAAGAUAGGAGUAAUGAACUUUAUGCGUCCCUUUCGAAUUAGAUUUUAAGGUUAAGCUGAGACUGAAACGAAUUUCUAAAAGGCAGAUUUAUUUCAUUGGCCCAGAUUUAUUCCGUAAUAAUUUUUAAGUUCCAAGAUUUCAUAUUUCAUGUUCCUCGAAAUGAUGUACAAUAUGUAAUACCGCAAUAUACUUUUUAUACAUUUUUGGAUUUAA
Messenger RNA from Orussus abietinus, 1683 nucleotides. RefSeq names its product BTB/POZ and MATH domain-containing protein 1. The coding region runs from base 146 to 1345 and encodes 399 amino acids. Gene Ontology annotation, molecular function: ubiquitin protein ligase binding. The transcript is spliced from 2 exons. Gene Ontology annotation, cellular component: cytoplasm; nucleus. Gene Ontology annotation, biological process: proteasome-mediated ubiquitin-dependent protein catabolic process; regulation of proteolysis. NCBI's taxonomy places the organism in Eukaryota, Metazoa, Arthropoda, Insecta, Hymenoptera, Orussidae. The record is from RefSeq and is a predicted model, not a curated record.